Messenger RNA from Leptosomus discolor (cuckoo roller), 1593 nucleotides. NCBI's taxonomy places the organism in Eukaryota, Metazoa, Chordata, Aves, Leptosomiformes, Leptosomidae. The record is from RefSeq and is a predicted model, not a curated record.
CCUGCAGCCGGGGCCAGCCCCCUCAACGAAUGUGGCGAGCGGCCAGAGGACUGGUGCCGCGAUGUGGCGACAGCAGCCAAGUGCGGGGCGCUGGAGCUUUGCCGGAUCAACGUCUGGGACCAGACCCUGGGGCAGAAGGGGAUCCCCUGUCACCUGUGCCAGGUGGCGGUCUCCGUGGUGGGCAAGAUCCUGCAAGACAACUGCACCGAGGAAAAGCUACGGCUUUUUUUGGAUAAGAAAUGCCAGUACCUGCCCUUCCAGGACUGGUCUGUCAAGUGCAAGAAGAUGGUGGACACUGGCAUCCUCAUCCUCGUCCAGCUGGGCAAGCAAGUGCUGUCGGACCCGAAGGUGGUGUGCGGGACCAUCAAGCUGUGCCAGCCCCGGGAGAGCCCCACGGGGGCCCUGAAGUUUCAGAAGGCGCCGCCGGCCCCUGCAGGCCCUGCUCAGGACUUCACAGACCUGGUCGCCCCCUUCAUCGCCAACGUGCCCCUGCUUCUCCAUCCGCAGAACCUGCCUCGUGGUGAGGAAAUGGAAGAGGUGUGCGGGGACUGCCUGCAGCUGGUGGCGGCUGUGCAGCUGGAGCUGGGGACCGAUGCCACCCUCGCCCAGGUGUUGGUGGCCCACGCCAAGCAGGCAUGCGAGGGCCUAGCACCCAACCUGGUGCAGUGGUGCAAGCACUACCUGGCUGAGUAUGCCGACUUGGCCACCCAGCUGCUCCGGUACAUGCAGGCUGAGGACCCAAUGGAGCUGUGUGGCCAGCUGGGACUCUGUUCCUCUGCCUCGGCGCUGCCCCUCCACACACUGCUCACAGAGAAAGUGACGCAGGUCCUGAGUGUGCUGGAGAAUGGAGAGGGGACCACACCGCUGUGCGAGGUGUGCCAAUUUGCUGUGAAGGCGGCUGAGAGCCUCCUGGAGAACAAUGUGACGGAGGAGCAACUGGUGAACGACAUUGAGAAGGUGUGCUACAUGCUGCCCCACGGUGUAAUUGGGCAGUGCAAGGACUUCGUCGACUCCUAUGGCAAAGCCGUGGUCAUCAUGCUGCUGGAGGCCACUGACCCAGCAGCUGUCUGCACCAUGCUGCGCUGCUGCCCUCGAAGUGGGGAUACACCCCGAGUGGCUGCUGUGCUGGAGCAGCUGGCGGUGGGAGCGGGCACCUUCUGCAAUGUCUGCCAGAUCUUUAUCACCUACUUUGACAACGAGCUGCUGAAGAAUGAGACGCUGGUGGAGCUGGGUGACAUGCUGGAGAAGGGCUGCGAGCUGCUGCCCAUGCCUCUCACUGGCAAGGUGAGCCAGGGUGGGUGGGGGAGCACCCAGCCUGAGAGACCACCCAAUAACCCCUGCCAGCCUCACCCCCUCUCUCCUUCCCAGUGCGAGGCGCUCGUGGUGCAGUAUGAGCCAGCGGCUGUGCGGCUCCUUGUGCAAAUGAUGGACCCCACCUUUGUCUGCACCAAAAUAAGAGCCUGCGACUCACCCAAGGAGGAUCUCCUGGGCUCUGACCCCUGCGCCUGGGGCCCGCACUACUGGUGCAAGAACAUGGCCACAGCAAUUGAAUGCCAUGCCAUUGAGCACUGCCAGCGUCACCUAUGGAACUAG